AUGGCGGGCGUCCCAUCUUGCAUCCUCCGCUUUCUCUAUCACAUCCCGAUAGGAAUGGCCAGCUUCAACGGCAAGGCAGUGUACGACCUGAUCAAGAAAGUGUACGAUAUCCAAGCCUUCCCCAAAGGCGAAGAGUUUCUCAAGGGGUUGAACUUCGUUUCCAAGGUGGGGCUUACCAUUUUCGGCUGGAAUAUCGCCAUGUUUGGGAUUUCAGGGUUUGCCUUUGGUCCCUUUCUCUUCAUAAUCGGGCUGAUAGACGUGGCACUUGUUGCCCUUCUCCUUCUCGGCAUACGCAGCCAGCUCAGUUAUCUUCCUCUCUCGUCCUCUCCUUGUGCCUACGCGGAAAAUUGGAGAAACGGGACGGAUGGCCGCAAUAUCUUCGUCGAAGCGAACCGAAGGAGUCCAGACAAAUCUCCAAACGAAAUUUGUUCUGAAGCGGUAGCAAGUAUGAAAUGGACUAUUGCGAUCAUCGCUCUAUAUUUCCUGUGCGCGCUGGUUAACUUGAUUAUUGGAACCCUGACUUGUACGUCGCAUCACAUCCACAUCGUAGAUUGCGGAUGUUGCCGCUACUUUGAAGUGAUAUUCCAUCCUUUGGUCAUCAUCAAGCGCGCCACCUCCGCAGGCGUGAGAUAUACUUCCAGAUAUUUAUCAAAACUUCUUCGAAGAUAUCAUAGUCGUGAUAUGGGAUUCAAAACUCAAGACGAGUAUCCAUUGGAGGGAGCCGAUUUCCAGGUCGAAUUAACCCAAAAUGCUAGCCAAAAUUCUUCCACCAGGCUUCAUUUCAUAGAUGCUGUACAAUCCAAGCUUACCCCGGUUGAACAACGAGCUGAGGGCAUGUCGGUGGAAGAACUCCGCCGGUUCACUUGCAACGAAGCGAGCAAGUCAGAAUGCAGGAUCUGCCGCAUCCAAAUAUGCCGAUCGUGUUCAUCGACCCUCCGCGUCGCCAGCUCUGUGGCAUCUGCGCAUCUGAAAACAUGCACUCCGUACUGCACCAGCUGUUUCUACGCGUACUAUUGCCGAAGCGACGGCAGACGAGGAAGGACGAGGAAAGUGCAUUCGUAUCAAUGCCAACUAGCUAAAGGAACAGUGCGACCGCAUCAAUUGGAGGGUGUAUGUCGCCAAUGCGCAAGCAAGACUCAAGAAGAGCGUCAGGAGGUGAUCGAGCUUCAAGAUCGGCGGGAAGUCUAUCGGCUCGCACAGCAUCCAUUGGCAUGCUUUCGGUGCAAGCAAAUGCUCCCGCAGAGCGGUCCUCGCUGGUGGGUGUGCUCGGCCUGCAACAUAGAGUGUCUUGAUCAUAUCCACCCUCCUUGGGCGUCCAAGCUGUGA
This is a messenger RNA of Microsporum canis CBS 113480, 1326 nucleotides long. RefSeq lists its product as hypothetical. The record is from RefSeq and is a predicted model, not a curated record. The transcript is spliced from 4 exons. Lineage: Eukaryota; Fungi; Ascomycota; Eurotiomycetes; Onygenales; Arthrodermataceae. The coding region runs from base 1 to 1326 and encodes 441 amino acids.